Messenger RNA from Nestor notabilis (Kea), 1290 nucleotides. It is a transcript of the gene SLC49A3, whose product is annotated as major facilitator superfamily domain containing 7. Gene Ontology annotation, molecular function: transmembrane transporter activity. Gene Ontology annotation, biological process: transmembrane transport. The transcript is spliced from 9 exons. Gene Ontology annotation, cellular component: membrane. The record is from RefSeq and is a predicted model, not a curated record. Lineage: Eukaryota; Metazoa; Chordata; Aves; Psittaciformes; Psittacidae. The annotation marks the transcript as partial.
CUGUGGCUUACGUUUGCUCCCGUGGCUGAUAAGACAGCGAUCUACUUCCACAUUUCCCUGGAGAUGGUCAACUGGCUCUCAGUAGUGUACCUCCUCAUCUCAAUCCCAUUUGGUCUGGUGGCAACAUGGGUUCUCGACAGCCUGGGGCUCAGAUGUGCCGUGAUCCUGAGUGCGUGGCUGAACAUGAUGGGUAGCAUCAUCCGGAUGUUCAGUGUCCUGAAGUUCCUGAACUUGGGUUCCCAGAGGUACUGGUACCUAUUUACUGGGCAAUGCCUCUGUGCACUGGCACAGCCCCUUAUUAUCUUUUCACCGACAAAGUUGGCAGCACUAUGGUUUCCAGACCACCAGAGAGCGACAGCAAAUAUGAUCGCAUCAAUGUCCAAUCCCUUGGGUAUUCUUAUAGCAAAUGUGCUGUCACCUGCACUAGUUCCUGAAGGAAAGCACAUCCCAUUGAUGCUGGGUGUGUAUGCCGUCCCAGCAGUAACAGCUUGUGCUCUGGCAACCGUGGGGAUUCAUGAGAAGGUGCCUCCAACACCUCCUUCGGCCAGUGCCACUACCUCCACCUCCCAGCCAUUCCUCGCAGGGCUCAAAAUGCUCCUGAGAAACAAGCCAUACAUCAUCCUGGCAGUGUGCUUUGGAGGAGGAAUUGGGAUGUUCACCUGCUUUUCAGCUCUGCUAGAACAGAUCCUUUGUGAAAAGGGGUAUUCAAAUGAAUUUGCUGGCCUGAAUGGUGCACUGUUCACAGUGUGUGGCUUGUUGGGUGCUUUCCUGCUAGGCCUGUAUGUUGACCGGACAAGGAAGUUCAUAGAGUCCACCAAGAUUUGUUUCAGUUUGAGUGCACUUGCCAGCAUCGUAUUUGCAGUGACUUCCCGGUUCAGAAACCAGGCUGUAACACUGGCCAUCACCAGCUCACUCUUUGGUUUUUUUGGUUUUGCCAUCUAUCCUAUUGCCAUGGAGCUGGCUGUGGAGUGUUCUUACCCUGUGGGAGAGGGUACAUCUACAGGCCUGAUUUUUGUAGCAAGCCAAAUUGAAGGUGUGAUUUUAAUGAUUCUGCUACAAGGUCUCACUGUCCGUGUUUCUGACGAUCCAUCCUCUACCUGCGCCCUUGGCCAGUAUGGAGCCCUGGACUGGACAACUCCAGUUCUGGUGCUGGCUGGCCUCUGCAGUGCUAUGGCUUGUUUCUACGUCAUCUUCUUCCACACUGACUACAAGCGGCUCUGUGCUGAGACAGACAGUGGUGAUUUGGCUAAGGCAGAAGAUACAGCAACAGCAGAUGUUCCUGAAGCCUAG